Molecule: messenger RNA, 2389 nt
Organism: Brassica napus (rape)
Lineage: Eukaryota; Viridiplantae; Streptophyta; Magnoliopsida; Brassicales; Brassicaceae
Product: cytochrome P450 86A8
Exons: 1
Coding region: 458-2083 (541 amino acids)
Molecular function (GO): heme binding; monooxygenase activity; iron ion binding
Source: RefSeq, a predicted model, not a curated record
GGUCAUUUUACUCAUAGAUCUCCCUCUUCUUAGGCUCCUCAACUAAACAUCUUUAAUGCUCUCGCUCUCUCCCCGCUGUGUACCUCAUAGACUUGAAAAUAAUUUAACAUUCUAUUUUUUUUUUUUUCAAAACCUUCUUGUUUUUCUAUAUAAUGAGCUGAUCAAUACAUCAAGUCUCCAACCACCUAGCUACCAGCCAAGAGCAGGAACAUUAAUACUGGUGCACAACAUCUCUCAUGCUUCACAUACCCCUAAAGCUCUUCGCUCUCGAGAUCUAGAGAGGAAAAUCUAUUGAAGUUAAACAAGUCUGUCUUCCAUAAUUGCUGAUCUUUCUAUAAAUCUUCUUACAUCUCUUGUAAACUCAUUCUUUAUCCAUCUCUCUUCAAACUUCAUUCACCACCUGGACCGCCGUAUCUAGCUAUUUCCGGCAAUAUUUUCUCAACUUUUGUGCCAGAUCAUGGAGAUAUCCACAGCUCUAAUGAUUCUCUCAGCCAUCACGGCUUACUUCUUAUGGCUCACAUUCAUAUCUCGUUGUCUUAAAGGUCCACGGGUCUGGCCCUUAGUUGGGAGCCUCCCCGGCCUAAUCGAGAAUUGCGAGAGAAUGCACGACUGGAUCUCCGACAACCUUCUCGCUUGCUCCGGUACGUAUCAGACAUGCAUCUGCGCGAUCCCCUUUCUUGCAAAGAAACAAGGUCUAGUAACUGUCACGUGCGACCCAAGAAACCUCGAGCAUAUUCUCAAAACUCGCUUUGACAACUACCCUAAAGGUCCGACGUGGCAAGCCGUUUUUCACGAUCUUCUAGGUCAAGGGAUCUUUAACUCCGACGGAGACACGUGGCUUUUCCAGCGUAAAACCGCAGCUUUGGAAUUCACCACAAGGACUCUCCGCCAAGCCAUGGCUCGUUGGGUCAACCGAGCUAUCAAGCUUAGGUUUUUACCUAUUCUCGAAACGGCUCGGCUCGACUCUGAGCCGAUCGAUCUUCAAGAUUUGCUUCUUCGGCUUACGUUUGAUAAUAUCUGCGGCUUGACGUUCGGUAAAGACCCGAGAACUUGCGCACCGGGACUCCCGGUUAACACGUUCUCUGUGGCUUUCGACCGAGCCACGGAGGCGUCUCUACAACGGUUUAUAUUGCCGGAGAUUUUGUGGAAGUUUAAGAGAUUGGCCGGGCUCGGCUUAGAAGUCAGCUUGACCCGAAGCUUGGUCCAAGUCGACAAUUAUUUGUCUGAAAUCAUUAAAACACGUAAGCAAGACUUGACGAGUAAGCCCAAUAACGAUGGGGCCCAACACGACGAUCUCUUAUCGCGGUUCAUCAAGAAGAAGGAAACCUACUCCGACGAAGUCCUCCAGCGCGUGGCGCUCAACUUCGUACUCGCGGGCCGUGACACGUCAUCAGUCGCGUUAAGCUGGUUUUUCUGGUUGAUCACGCAGAACCCUACCGUAGAGGAUAAAAUCCUCCGCGAGAUCUGCGCCGUCCUUAUCGAGACGCGUGGCGAUGACGUGGCGCUGUGGAUCGACGAGCCGCUCGCGUGCGAGGAGCUCGACCGGUUGGUUUACCUCAAGGCGGCGUUAUCGGAGACGCUGCGGCUGUAUCCCUCCGUGCCGGAGGAUUCAAAGAGAGCAGUUAAGGACGACGUGUUGCCGGACGGGACUUUCGUGCCGGCGGGAUCGUCGGUGACGUACUCGAUCUACUCGGCGGGGAGGAUGAGAUCGACUUGGGGUGAUGAUUGCUUGGAGUUCAAACCGGAGAGAUGGAUCUCGCGAUCGGACGGUGGGAGAUUCAUCAAUCACGAUCCGUUUAAGUUCGUGGCGUUCAAUGCUGGCCCUAGGAUCUGUCUAGGGAAAGAUCUGGCUUAUCUUCAGAUGAAAUCGAUCGCGGCGGCGGUUUUGCUCCGUCAUCGCUUGACGGUUGUGACGGGGCAUAAGGUGGAGCAGAAGAUGUCGUUGACUCUUUUCAUGAAGUACGGUCUUCUGGUUAACGUUCGUAACCGGGAUUUAACGGCGAUCGCGGCGGAUCUGCGGGAGAAGACGGACUGUGAAUCUAACGCCGUUAACGACGGAGUUGGUAACGGCGUCAGAAGGUAGGUGAGGUGGGUGGAAGCAAUCACAUCUAUCAAUUGAAUGUUGGAAUAGAGUGUGGCACUCUCGCUUAUGGGGAGCGUGUCGGAUACGCGAUUCUUUGGUACGCCAGAUGUGGUUUAUUGAUUGGCUGCAUUUUAUUCAAUAGAGGUAAUUUUGCAAAGCGCGUUGUUUUCCUUUUCCUUUUACUCUUUUUUUGGUUCAUCUCCUUUCGUCUUUACUUCAAAUCAAAAGACAGUAAAAUUUGAUUACAUUAUUUUUGUAAGCAUCUCUCAAUUUGAUUAAUAAUUUUCAAAUAAUGCUUUACCAUAA